This is a messenger RNA of Corticium candelabrum, 2643 nucleotides long. RefSeq lists its product as uncharacterized. Gene Ontology annotation, molecular function: DNA helicase activity. The record is from RefSeq and is a predicted model, not a curated record. The transcript has 5 exons. Lineage: Eukaryota; Metazoa; Porifera; Homoscleromorpha; Homosclerophorida; Plakinidae. The coding region runs from base 1 to 2643 and encodes 880 amino acids. Gene Ontology annotation, biological process: telomere maintenance; DNA repair.
AUGUCCAAGAUCUUCAAUGCGCACAUUAAUGUUGAGUACUGCAAUACAGUGAAAUCGAUUAAGUACAUAUGUAAAUACGUCAACAAAGGUAGCGAUCAGGCAGUAUUCGGGCUGGAACGGCAAGAAAUGAGGAGGGAUGAGGUUUCAAGGUACAAGAUUGGAAGAUACAUCUGCAGCAGUGAAGCAACAUGGUGUAUUCUCGACUUCCCGAUUCAUCACAGGUAUCCACCAGUAGAGCAUUUGUAUCUGCACUUGGAGAAUGGGCAAUGUGUGUAUUUUACCGAAGACAACGUAAGAGACAGAAUAGCAGAGCCACCUAGAACUACUUUGACAGCAUUCUUCGACCUUUGCCGAGAAGACGACUUUGCCAAAACUCUUUUGCAUUGCAAUGUGUCACAUAACUACAGAUGGGACAGAUACAGUAAGAAAUGGAAACGACGCAUCCAGGGCAUCCAUGUGGAAGGAAAUCCAGGAAUCAAGUCAUGCGACACUCUUGGUAGAGUGUACACUAUCCACCCAAGCGCAUUUGAAUGCUAUUGCUUGCACCUUCUCCUUCACAUAGUCAGAGAGCCGACAUCGUAUGAAGAUCUUAGAAUGGUCAAUCAAUUCAAUUGUGCAACUUUCAGAGAAGCUUGCUCGAUGAGGGGUUUGUUGGAGAAUGAAGGUCACUGGAGCGCAACUCUAGAAGAAGCUGCUCUCAGUCGCUCUCCCCGCAUGCUGAGAAAUCUGUUUGGCACUAUGCUCGUCACGUGUGGGCUGGGAAACUCAAAAAGCCUGUGGGAUAAACGUAAAGAGAGCUUAGCCGAAGACAUACUACUUGAGGUUCGCUAUCAGAAUCGUAGCCAAGAACCUUGCUUCAACCAAGCACUCAUACUGUUGGAAGACAUAGUUAUUAGAUUAAGAGGCCACGAGCUUAGAACGUAUGGUCUGCCGACACCUCAGAGAGACCAGCAUGUAUGCAAUUGCAGAGACUUGAUCAGAGAUACCAACUAUGACCAAGAUGAGCUUACAGCGUACGUAUCAAGCAACAAACCAUUACUGGCGCCAGACAAAGCUGCGGCUUAUCACGUCAUCCUAGACAACAUGCAUAGUGGAUCUCGUGGUAUUAUCUUUCUAGAUGCACCUGGUGGCACAGGCAAGACGUUCCUCCUCAAUCUUUUACUUGAAAAGGUGAGGCAACAAAAGAAAAUGUUGUUGCUGUUGCUUCAUCAGGAAUUGCGGAAACUUUGCAGGACUGCCCACUCAGCUUUCAAACUUCCGUUAAACUUGGCACAUACGGAGACGCCAACCUGUAAAAUCGCUAAGGGUACAGGAAUGGCCACAAUACUAAAGCAAUGUCAGUUGAUUGUGUGGGAUGAGUGUACAAUGGCAAACAAGCUGGCGCCGAAGGCUCUUGAUCGCACGCUAAGAGAUAUCAGAGAAACACAACAAGCAGCCUUUGGCGGUGUAACCGUUUUACUUGCUGAUGAUUUUCGGCAAACUUUGCCAGUCAUACAGAGGGGAACCCGGGCAGAUAAACUUUCAGCUUGCCUUAAAUCUUCUUUUCUAUGGCAGCAAGUCCAAACUCUCACCCUGUCUACUAACAUGAGAGUGUAUCUUGAAGGGGACGCAACAGUGGGAGAGCUUACAUCGAUGCUGCUAUCAAUUGGAAACGGCGAACUGACUGCUGAUGAGAGCGGACUGGUAACCAUACCACCCGGAUGUGGAGAAUUAGUUAACGGUGUAGAGGCUCAUAGCAGAAAAGUCUUCCCCAACUUGACUGUAAACUACAAGAACCACAAGUGGUUGUGCGAGCGUGCCAUCCUUGCACAAAGAAAUGACAUGGCCAGCAAAAUCAAUGAAAAACUUCUUAUGCAAUUGCCUGGAAAAGAACAGCUGCUAAAGUCUAUUGACAAAGUUGUGGACAUGUCGGAUUCUGUGCAGUAUCCAACCGAGAUUCUGAAUUCCUCAGACCUUCCUGGCAUGCCACCGCAUAAUCUUAGAUUGAAAGUAGGGUGCCCAGUUAUGCUUCUCCGAAAUCUGGAUGCACCCGAUCUUUGCAAUGGAACACGACUCAUCGUUAAACAGACUUUGCCGCAUGUUCUUGAAGCCACCGUACUGACAGGACAAGCUCAAGGAAAAGACAUCUUUAUACCAAGAAUACAACUCAUACCAUCGGACCUUCCGUUGCAAUUUAAACGACUGCAGUUUCCACUAAAAGUUUGCUUUGCAAUGUCCAUCAGUAAAUCACAAGGUCGAUCAUUGAAAGUUGUUGGUUUUAAACGAGGUCAAGUGCGACGUUAUGGACUAAACAAUUCAUUUUGCAAAAUAGAUUUCAUAUUCUAUUUAGACGUCAUUAACCGAAAUGCAAGUCGCCAGCAAGUGCACGUCCAUUCAGGACAACAGCCAGUAUUUUGUAUCAGACCGAAUGACAGCGAUAUCAUCACUCCAUCUCCUCAAGUUCAUAUUUUCUUGUUGAAAGAGGUAACUGACGGCAAUACUACAACUUUCUACAAAUACAUUGCACGUGAUCGGCAAAGCUACAGCAGUGGUCCAAUCAACAUUGAGGGUUACGACAACGAUAUUAUCUAUAUCUCAAUAUACACAUGCUUUAUCUUUCUUGGUUCAACGAAAGCAAUCAUCUGGCUAUAUCACAACCGUUGA